GUUCAAAGCCAGUUUAUGCUGUCUUUGUUUCUCUAAGAUGAACAGCAGGACUCAAAAACAGUAGCCACUUCAAUAGCCUGGGUGUCAGAGUGAAUAAGCACACAGAGCAAAGGUUAUAGCUAACCUCAUAUAGAUGUGUGUCAUGAGUAGUAAACAAACCUUUGUUGUGUAAGCCCCAAACACUGGGUUAUUGUUGUCACAGCAUAAAACAGCCCACAGGAGUUGAUUCUCUAUUGUUCUACUUUGCAUUCUGUUGUUGUGGUAAAACAUUCUGACUAAAAGCAAGUUGGGAGGAAGGUUAAGUCCAUCCUAGGUCUUGUAUCUUGACAGGAGGGACUUUCCUUGCUCAGUUAUUAACUGAGUAGAUGCACACACCACCAUGACUAUCAGUAGAUAGUUUAAAAAAUACUUGUUGCACUGUAUUAAAUGGGAACAAUGCUUUCUCUUUUGUUAUACUUUUGGGGUAUAUGUAUCUUCAAUGGAAUUAUUCUGUGGGGUAGAUGGAACUGGUAUUGAUUCUUUAGUGUAAUGGGGUAAUACACCCCAAUCCCCGGCAUAGUCUGAGCCACCCUCAUUCAUUUGUAUGUGUGCAAGCCUUCUGUGUGUGCAUGUAUGGAGAGUUCAACUCCCGGUGUCUUCCUUUCACUGCACACCUUAUUUUUUGAGAUAGACUCUCUCACUGCACCUGCAGGUCACUGGCUUAGUAAGCUGGCUAGCCGGAGAGGCCUCUAGAUCUGCAUGUUUGUCUCCCCAUCGCCAGCACUGGGUAACAUACACUUAUAACACCAUAUUCUACUUUUACAUGGGGGGAAGAAAGUCAGGCACUCAUUCCAGGCAGAGAGCUCUUUAUUUACCGAGUCAUCUCUCCAGACCCCCAUGUAACUCCGGACUUUGGCUGGCUGUGGUCCUGUAAUUUGACUGAACAACAGGAUGUGGGUGGACAUGCUGCAAAGGAAGCCGGGAUGAGCCUAUUUGGCAGAGAUUCUGACAUUGCUAAUUCAGAAGGACAAGAGGUGUCUGGAGAGAGCUUUCUCAGCUCAUCAGAAGACUUACAGCUAGAAGAAGCAUUCAGCUGAGCUGGGAAGCCAGUGACACUUAGUUUGGGUAGUUUGCUCUGUAGCAGUGACUGAUUAACACAUGGUGCCAAAGGCCAUGGGUGAUUUACAGUUCUCAUUACAAGUGGGUUUUGCUCCCUGAGAAGCUGGAAAUCAAUUCACUAUGCUACCAGAAGUGUGUGGGACACCUACAAAACUACUCACACACACCCUCCUCCAGUUGACCAUGAAAAUGCAAAUGUCUUAGUGGGGAGGGAGGGAGAGAGGGGGAAGGGAAGGAAGAAGGGAGGAGGAAGGAGGGAGAGAGAGAUUGACUAACCAUAGCAUCACACAUACAGAUCUUACAUUGCUUUGUUCCAGACUGAAUCCUUGUUAUACAGCCUUCUUGAAGUGAUAAUAAACUCAACAAAGACCUAAGUGAUCUUUAUCUUUAAUAACUGAUUUUAAUAUGUAGCAAAUUAUGUGCAAUCCACAUGGUUGGUAAUAUACGGUAUUGCUAAUCCUUAUUUUUAGAAGACAGUCCUUUUGAUAAUGAUUUUUAAAAAAUUGUGUGUGAUAUGCGUGCACUGUUACAAAAGUAAGCAUGAGUGCGGUUGGGGUAUAUGCUGUGGCCAGAGGUGGACAUUAGGUGUCUUCCUUUACAACCCUCUGCUUACUAUCUUGAGACAGAGUCUCUCACAACACUGGAUGUUUGCUGUUUCUCCAUCAGCCAGUCUCCCUCUCCAAUGCUGGAGGUAUAGGCAUGCUCAGCCACGCCCAGCUUUUCAUGCGUGCUGAGGAUUUGAACUCAGGUUCUCAUGAUUGUACAGCAGGUGCUCUUGUCCAAUGAGUUAUUUCCCCAGCCUUUGAUAAUGAGUUUUAAGUAUAUUCAGGGAUUAUUAUUUUCAACAUCACUUUUUAUUCAGAAAUUUUCAAAACCUAGCUAUCAAAUUGUGUGAAUGAAUAUGUUUUAAAGCUUGUUAUCAAGUGCAACUGCUAUUUCCAUAAUAAAAGUUAAAAUGAAGCAUAAAGAGAAUAUUUGACAGUUGGAUAGUUUAUUAAAUCCUCAGACUGUAGGAUUUCUGUUAAGCUCAACACACCUAGUAUUAACUCCUUGGUGAAAGAACAAGGCUCAGUAUCACCAGUCUUGUUCCCCACGUACUUGCUGUAGAUUCCUCACAAACACACACAUCAAAGUAUUAGUAAGAAGUUACUAGAAACACAUCUCAACACUUACAUGAUAGACUAUUUUAUCUUCAUGCACAGUUAGGAACCUUACCGGAGACAGCAACAUGUUAUAAUUACAAUGGCUUAAAUAGCCCGAAAACAACAAACAAAACCAGUGUUAAUUAAGUGUCAUAAGGAAAGCUGCAAGGGACAGGAGAAAGUGCCAGGUACUGCUACAGGACUCAUUAGACUUUAGCAAGCUGGCCUUAGGCCACCUACAUCGUGCCCAGGGAACCAGUCAAAAGAGCAUCAUGCACCUCUUGUCCCCCAGACCCUCCAUCCAGUCACACAGUCACAGGCCUUCACAAUGGCAGAACAAAGCGGUCCUUGCCAGAUGCCCCUUCCACCCAGGAUCUGUAUGGGCGGCUAAUCCCGCGCACAAAGCAGCCGUGGUUCCCCAUUGUUGGGCACCCGCUGGGAGAGCUCUGGAACGUCCCAGCGCGCCUGGCCCGGGGCUUAUUUAGCGGGCGCCGACCAGGCCGCGGGCUCCCGGGAACCAUGUACCGGCGCAGCUAUGUUUUCCAGGCCCGCCAGGAGCGCUACGAGCGCGCCCAGCCCGCGGGCCCCGCCGCCCAGUCCGGGGGAACGGCACCCGGCCUGGCGGCACUGCAGGCUCUGGGCGAGCGCGUGGCCGCUCAGGUCCAGCGGGCCCGUGCGCUCCAGCAGCGCCAUGCCGGUCUGCGGCGACAGCUCGACGCCUUCCAGCGCCUGGGAGAGCAGCCGGGGCCCGAGGACGCCCUCGCCCGCCACGUCGAGGCCAAUCUGCAGCGCGUCAGGGACCUGGCGGCCGAGCGUGCUCGGCUGGAGAGGCAGGAGGCCGAGGCGCAAAGAGCACUCGACGAGUUCCGGAGCAAAUAUGAAAAUGAGUGUGAGUGUCAAUUGGUGCUAAAAGAAAUGCUGGAACGACUUAACAAGGAAGCUGAUGAAGCCUUACUGCGUAACCUGCACCUUCAGUUGGAAGCACAGUUUCUGCAGGCGGAUAUCAGUGUGGCCAAGGACAGAUACAAAAAGAAUCUUCUGGAAAUCCAGACCUACAUCAGCAUCCUGCAGCAGAUCAUUCAGACUGCUCCUCAAGUGACCCUGGUUACUGGUGGGAUGAGGGAGGAGAAGCUGCUGACAGAACGGGAAGUGACUGCCCUGCAGAGCCAGCUGGAGGAGGGCAAGGAGACACUCACCCACCUGCAGGCACAGAAGGCUGAGCUGCAGACCCAGACAACAUCCCUUGAACAAGCCAUUAAACAUGCUCAUGAGUGCUAUGAUGAUGAGAUACAGCUUUACAACGAGCAGAUCGAAAGCCUACGGAAGGAGAUAGAGGAGGCUGAGCGGUCUCUGGAGAGGUCGUCCUAUGACUGCAGGCAGCUGGCUGUGGCACAGCAGACCCUGAGGAAUGAGCUAGACCGGUAUCAUCGGGUCAUUGAGAUCGAAGGUAACAGGUUGAGCUCUGCUUUCCUUGAGACCCCCAUCUCUCUGAUCACCCCAAGCCAUGGGGCCUCUCUCAGCCUUGGAUCCAGUGUGAAAGAUAUCACCAGGGCUGUGCAGGAUAUCACAGGAGCCAAACCAAGACAAAAGGCCUUCCCCAAGAGCCUUCCAAAAAGAAAGGAGAUUAUAGCUCAAGACAAAGUGGAUGAAACACUGGAAGGUGCACAAUUAAAAACCCUGCAAGAGCCAAACCCAGUGCAGGGGGAACUUAAAGUGGACAGUGAUUCUCAUCUGGGGCCCGGGGGUGGACAUGAAGUAAGUCCAGUACUAGAAGGGGGUCCUGAGGAUAUGCCAGAUGGAGGCCAGAUAAGCAAAGCCUUUGGGAAGCUAUGUAAAGUAGUCAAAGAGAGAAUAAGUGGCCCCAAAGAGCCUGUGCCAGAACCACCCGCUGACCUCUUCACCAAAGGACGGCAUAUACUGGUCACAGGGGAUGCCAGUUUUGUGGACCCUGAGUUCUACUCCUCCUCCAUCCCAGCUAGGGGUGGGGUGGUGGUUUCCAUUGAGGAAGACUCUAUGCAUCAUGAUGGCCACGUGGAACCCUCACCCGGGCAGCCCAUACUACCUGUGAAGAAUGGAAAGGGGGCUCCCCAGGGCAGGGAAGGUGACCACUCAAGCCAUCAGCAGGUUAAAGAUAAGAAUGGGAUCGGGGCCAAGGAACCAAAAGACCUGGAAAAAAAAGAUGAUGAUGGCCAAAAGGAAGAUGAGGGGCCCAGGAGACCCUGUCCUGUGAUCAUACCUGGUCCUGAUGGACCACCUACAUCCCGUUCACAAACGUCUGGGUCCAAUCAAGAUGGAUCAGAGGGGCCUGGGAAUAAGAGCAGUAGCCUGCUGGCAAAAAGCCCUUCUAAGGCUUUAGCUUUUAAGAAGGUAGAGGUGGUGGAAUCCAUUGAGAAGAUUUCAACAGAGAGUAUUCAGACAUAUGAAGAAACUUCUGUCAUUGUGGAGACUGUUGUUGGGAAGCCAAAGGCCAACAAGAAACCGGGAGAGAAGGGCUCUUAAAAUGCCAGGGCUUGAAGGAAGAAAAUAUCUGGGGCCAGUGUAGGUGAAGUGCCUUGAGAUGGUUCCUGUUUGGAUUAGAUCAUAGUUGACCUGUCUGGCAUUGCCAGUGACCUUCAUUAAAAUGCUUUUUUUUUUGCUUGCACCA
Molecule: messenger RNA, 4884 nt
Organism: Mesocricetus auratus (golden hamster)
Lineage: Eukaryota; Metazoa; Chordata; Mammalia; Rodentia; Cricetidae
Gene: Bfsp1
Product: beaded filament structural protein 1
Exons: 9
Coding region: 2760-4739 (659 amino acids)
Biological process (GO): lens fiber cell development
Cellular component (GO): cytoplasm; intermediate filament
Molecular function (GO): structural constituent of eye lens
Source: RefSeq, a predicted model, not a curated record